AUGAAAUUAAUGAAUACCAAUAUGAAAAUCUACUUCAAUAAAACUUGUGAAAAAUUGAAAAUCGUUCCAAAAUACAUCAAUAUACAUAUCAAAUGCACAUCUGAAGAUGCAAUCAAAGCCAAGAAAGGAGUAGAGACACUAUGGUUGAAUUCUGAAAUAAAAUUAGUGUUCAGCAAGAAACGCGUAAUAGUAGUUGAUAUUAAUAAUUUAGAAACAAUUUUAUCCUAA
Cinara cedri is the source of this 228-nucleotide messenger RNA. Lineage: Eukaryota; Metazoa; Arthropoda; Insecta; Hemiptera; Aphididae. The record is from the annotation of a GenBank genome assembly.